This is a messenger RNA of Lodderomyces jiufengensis, 2223 nucleotides long. RefSeq names its product putative AAA family ATPase (gene YTA6). NCBI's taxonomy places the organism in Eukaryota, Fungi, Ascomycota, Pichiomycetes, Serinales, Debaryomycetaceae. Gene Ontology annotation, molecular function: ATP hydrolysis activity; ATP binding. The record is from RefSeq and is a predicted model, not a curated record. The transcript has a single exon. Bases 1 to 2223 code for a protein of 740 amino acids.
AUGUUUAGAAAAAAACCACCACAAGUUACAGUGGAAGAACUACAACAAACUUAUAAUGAUUGUUGUAAUGAAACAAUUAAAAAUUUAACAUUGGAAGAAGAUAAUAAUGUCGAUGAUGCUUUAAAAGGUUGGAAAAGUCUACAUACAACUUUAUUAUAUAAAUUAGAUGUAUUUGAAAAAUGUACAACAAAAUUAGAUUCUGAAGAAAAAACUUUACUUAAUGAAUUAAAGGGAAUAAGAGAUGAAAAUGUUAAACACCUUAUUAGAGUUCAAUUAAGAUUAGAUGAAAAAAAUAGAAGACUUAAAAGAGAAAAUGAUCAAAUUAAUGGGGUUCCUCCUCCUCCUCCGCCAAGAGCAGUAAGAGAUAAAAACAUUCCCUCUAUGAGACUGAACCUUCCAAUGAAUACUUCCAUUCCAAAUCCAUCAAAUCAAAGAUCUAUGAUGAAAUCUUUACGACCUCAUUCAAAUGGUCAAGCAACUACUCCCAAAGCACCAACAGCUAAUUUAAAACCUACAUCCGUUCAACAAGCAUCUCAAGCAGCGUCAAAGUCCUGGUCCAAACCAUCAAUAAAAAAAUUUGAACAUUCAACACCUCCAAAAAUAGAUGUAACAAGUUAUUUUUCAGAUUUUGAUCAAGAUACUUAUACUUCAAAUAAUAAUUCUACAAACAAUAAUUGGGAAAAAUAUGACUCAAGAUCAUCAUCUGGAUUAUCAGAAAGCUCAGAGGAUCCCAAUUUAAUAGACAUGGAUAAUGAUAUAGAGGAAGAACAAGAAUUUCAUCUCGAUCAAAAUAGUCUUUCAAAAUCAAUGGAUGAUAUAACUAUAAAACCAGUUUCAGAAAGUCCACCACCUCGUACAAAACCACAAAGAAAUGGAUUAAAUGUGCCAUCAAUAGAACAUAUAUCGAAAAGUACAACAGAUGUUAGAUCUAAAACAAAACAACCAUAUAUUUAUAACAAACCUAAACCUUUAAAUUUACAAAAAUUAAUGCAACAACUGCAUCAGAAAAAAGCAUCAACUACAGUUACAAAACCAAAAUCUAAUAUCUCCUACAAUUAUGUAAAACCAGCCACUGCAACAAAAAAAUUAGCAACAAAACCAAAGCCAAUUGCAACUACAAAUGGAAAUGGUCACACCAAAAGGGCCGUUGCCAAAAAGCAAGAAAUGGAAGAAAGUAUAAGCUCACCAACGAUGGAUGAUUUAUUGAGUGGAUAUGAUGAUACAAAUGGUGUUGAAUCCGCGACAGAUUUAAAUACUUCCUUAACUAAUCCUAAAGAACAAGAUAAACUUAUUGCAUCCAUACGAGGUAUUGAUCCAACAGCUGCGAGAAAUAUAUUAAAUGAUGUUGUUGUACAUGGAGAUGAAGUUUAUUGGGAUGAUAUAGUUGGUUUAGAAAGUGCCAAAAAUUCAUUAAAAGAAGCUGUUGUUUAUCCUUUUUUAAGACCAGAUUUAUUUAAAGGGUUAAGAGAACCAACUAGAGGUAUGUUAUUAUUUGGUCCACCAGGUACAGGUAAGACAAUGUUAGCAAGAGCUGUAGCAACAGAAUCUCAAUCAACUUUUUUCAGUAUAAGUUCAUCAUCAUUAACUUCAAAAUAUUUGGGAGAAUCUGAAAAAUUAGUUAAAGCUUUAUUUUUAUUAGCCAAAAAAUUGGCACCAUCAAUUGUAUUUAUGGAUGAAAUUGAUUCACUUUUAAGUUCAAGAACUGAAGGUGAAGUCGAAAGUACAAGACGUAUUAAAAAUGAAUUUUUAAUUCAAUGGUCUGAGUUAUCAAGUGCAGCAGCUGGUAGAGAAUCAAAUGAAGAUGUUUCAAGAGUUUUAAUAUUAGGAGCAACAAAUUUACCUUGGUCAAUUGAUGAAGCAGCUAGAAGAAGAUUUGUAAGAAGACAAUAUAUCCCAUUACCUGAAGAUGAAGCAAGAAAAUCACAAAUUAUAAAAUUAUUACAAUAUCAAAAACAUACUUUAUCAGAUGAAGAUUAUGAAAAUUUAAUUAAAUUAACUGAUGGAUUUAGUGGUAGUGAUAUGACUGCAUUAGCAAAAGAUUCAGCAAUGGGUCCAUUAAGAUCUUUAGGUGAUAAAUUAUUACUGACUCCCACUGAUCAAAUUAGACCAAUAAGUUUAGAAGAUUUUGAAAAUAGUUUGAAAUAUAUUAGACCAAGUGUUUCAGAAGAAGGUUUACAACAAUAUGAAGAUUGGGCAAAUAAAUUUGGUUCAAGUGGUGCUUAG